Messenger RNA from Psammomys obesus (fat sand rat), 1687 nucleotides. RefSeq names its product ras homolog family member V (gene Rhov). The transcript is spliced from 3 exons. Lineage: Eukaryota; Metazoa; Chordata; Mammalia; Rodentia; Muridae. Gene Ontology annotation, molecular function: GTP binding; GTPase activity. Gene Ontology annotation, biological process: small GTPase-mediated signal transduction. The record is from RefSeq and is a predicted model, not a curated record. The coding region runs from base 106 to 813 and encodes 235 amino acids.
GUGCCCAGCUCGGACGGACUGUCAGCGUUCGGCUGCGGAACCUGCUUCCCAGAGCGCCCCGGAGCCUGGUCCGGGCUGGCCCCUCUGCUACCCCGGGAGCGGGCCAUGCCGCCGCGGGAGCUGAGCGAUGCCGAGCCACCGCCUCUCCCGGCCCCGACCCCUCCUCCGCGGCGGGGCAGCGCGCCGGAGCUGGGCAUUAAAUGUGUGCUGGUGGGCGACGGUGCGGUGGGCAAGAGCAGCCUCAUCGUCAGCUACACCUGCAAUGGGUACCCCGCUCGCUACCGGCCUACGGCGCUGGACACCUUCUCUGUGCAAGUCCUCGUAGAUGGAGCCCCGGUGCGGAUCGAGCUCUGGGACACCGCGGGACAGGAGGACUUCGACCGGCUUCGAGCCCUCUGCUACCCUGAUACCGAUGUCUUUCUGGCUUGCUUCAGCGUGGUGCAGCCCAGCUCCUUCCAAAACAUAACAGAAAAAUGGCUGCCGGAGAUCCGCACUCACAACCCCCAGGCACCCGUGUUGCUGGUGGGCACUCAGGCUGACCUGAGGGACGAUGUCAAUGUAUUAAUUCAGCUGGACCAAGGAGGCCGGGAGGGUCCAGUACCCCAACCGCAAGCCCAGGGUCUGGCUGAGAAGAUCCGGGCCUGCUGCUACCUUGAGUGCUCAGCCCUGACGCAGAAGAACUUGAAGGAGGUGUUUGACUCAGCCAUUCUCAGUGCGAUUGAGCACAAAGCCCGCCUGGAGAAGAAACUGAAUGCGAAAGGUGUGCGUACACUCUCUCGCUGCCGCUGGAAGAAGUUCUUCUGCUUUGUUUGAGCAGCUAUGGCAGUGCAAAGAGGCAGGAAGGUGGACUGAGACUUCUGGACCCUAGGACAGUGGGUACUGGCGGGGCCUAGCCAAGCCCUGGGACUCAGUUCUCUAUUGAACACAGUGGACAUGAGCCUUGAGCUGUGUGCUCUGGUAAGCCAGGGUGAGCCUCCGUCCUAUGCGAGGGCUGGCUCUGAUUUGGGUUUCUCUGGUCAAGAUUCACAGGAAAACCCAGCACUUUGGUUUUCGUGGGUUGAUACCAUCAGUAUCGGAAUGGGUGAGUGAGCAGCUUGGGAUGGAAUGCCCAGUUCCUCAUCGCGGGGCCACAGGUCAGCUUGGCUGGAUGCAGGCCCCUCGUUGGGGGUCCUCUCUCUCUCCCAGCACAGGUGUGACAAAGCAGGGAAAACAGUUGGGCUUCUUGGAGGGCUGACAGGUGGUCAGCCUUGCUGGAGAGGUUUGAGAUGGAUGGAGUGAAUACAAAGAAGAGGCCGGUAGAGACUGAGAGGAGAAACAGAAAGUGAGGCUUGAAGUGGAGGACUGGAGGCAGAUUAGAGUACUGGGCCUGGAAGGAGGAAGUCGGAGAAGGAGAGCACAGGUGGACAGCUGUGGAGAAGGCAGACACCUGGACUGCCCUCGAGCCCCAAGGCCAGGGAGGACAGGACUGCUCCCUGGGAAGAACUGGGUCUCAGGGCUCCCUAGACACUGCCCAAACUGGCUGGGCCAGCAGAGGGGCAGGAAGUGAGAGUCAAGGCCCAGCAAAGGGAGGGGGAGGAGCUGCAAAUAAGAGCCUGAAGGAGGAAGGGGUAAGGACCAUCCCUUUCCCCAAGGUCAUAGCUUAGAAGGUAAGCAGUGCAAUGUGCAAAUAAAACCUUCUGUUUCUGAA